This is a messenger RNA of Amphimedon queenslandica, 1114 nucleotides long. RefSeq lists its product as uncharacterized. NCBI's taxonomy places the organism in Eukaryota, Metazoa, Porifera, Demospongiae, Haplosclerida, Niphatidae. The record is from RefSeq and is a predicted model, not a curated record. The coding region runs from base 38 to 973 and encodes 311 amino acids. The transcript is spliced from 2 exons.
UGGUAACAGUGUGACUGAUUAGUGUCAACUGGUGGUAAUGGCCAACAAUCCUUACUUUCAACUUCUACAAGCGUUGGCUGCAGCACGCCAAGCGGUGCCAGUUAGUACUACGGUGACAGGAAAUGUAACUAACAGUGUCAUUUCGCCUUCUACAGUAGAGAACCAAGGUGGCAUACAAUCGCAAACACAACCCCAAGUGACGCCCGUAUCAUUGUUACCUACUGUAACUCAGGCUGGACCUUCUACCGUGACAGAGGCCACUCAGGAGGUGUCGGAAAAGGGUAGCUCUCAAAAAUAUACCUACAAGGUCAAGAUUUUAUAUCCUAAAAGGAAAAGAGAGGCGGUGACAGCUUUUGUGCACAAUUUUCACUCUCAAUUUUUGUCUGUAACUUCUGUAAAGGCUCAUCUGCUAGAUGAAUUCAGUGACAUGCUUCCAAAAGAUCUCUCUUUUUCUGUGGGAUUUUAUGAAGGGUCAUGUAAGAGGCUACUGGUAAAGAAUGAUGAUUUGAAAUUGAUGUACCAGCUGGAUAGGAAAGAUAUUUGUUUAUGGUGUGAUGGAAUAGUGGAAGAUGAUAGUGCUCACACUUCAGUAAGUGGACCAUCUAAGAAAGCGAAGGAGGCAGUUACAAGGCGAGAACAGCAAGAAUUGAACAUUGAUGAUACUUUUAUGCAGCUAAAAGCAAAGCAUGGAAGUGCCUUUACUGCCCCUCUCUUAAGGCUAUGGGCGAGAGUUGUUGUAAAUGGACAUCAUGAUUCAUUAGAUGAUCCUCCAAGUCUUCCUCAGUUUAAGUCUAAAGGAAUAAAUAAUUAUGUUGACAAAACUUUGUCACCUAGUAAAGUUGCUGAUAUGAGAGGCAAGUACAUAGAGCAACUUCAGCAGAUAAAAUCAUUGAGUAAUGAUGGUAUUCUAGAUCAACAAGAAUAUGAAGAGCAAAAAGGCAUUAUUUUAGGAGCAUUAAGGAAGUUGAAGUAACUAUAAUUGUAACUUUGACUAGUGAAUUCAUAAUAAUUAUUAUAAUCAAAACUCAUUUAUACAUUUAUUGUACAUGCAUCAUGCAAUUUUCAAUUGAAUGAAUGCAGUCAUUUAAGGUGACAGUUGAAAGUGCACUGAGAA